This is a messenger RNA of Monascus purpureus, 1589 nucleotides long. The record is from the annotation of a GenBank genome assembly. Lineage: Eukaryota; Fungi; Ascomycota; Eurotiomycetes; Eurotiales; Aspergillaceae.
CUUCCCUUGGCUUCUUGAUGUUUGAAGAGCUGUCCUAUUCUACUUCCUAUCUACAUUAAUGAGAAUUCCAUGAUGCCACAACCAAGCUCUAUGCUUUUACUGAUCUCGUCUCUUCUAGCAGCUUUGCCCGCAACCAGCGCCAGCGGCUUGUAUACUAAGAACUCACCCGUCCUGCAGCUUAACCAGCAGACCUACAACCAGCUAAUUGCCAAUUCAAAUCAUACAUCAAUUGUAGAAUUCUACGCCCCUUGGUGCGGACAUUGCCAGAACCUGAAACCAGCAUAUGAAAAGGUAGCUAAAAAUCUCGAGGGUUUGGCGAAAGUUGCGGCUGUCAAUUGCGAUGACGACGCGAACAAACCCUUCUGCGGCCAAAUGGGAAUCCAGGGCUUUCCGACCUUGAAGAUUGUGACCGCGUCAAAGCAACUCGGGAGACCGUUGGUGGAAGACUAUCGUGGUGCUCGAAGCGCGAAGGCUAUAGCUGAUGCGGUGGCGGAGCGAAUACCGAAUCAUGUAAAGAGGCUCACGGACAAAAAUCUAGAUGGCUGGCUUUCCGAGAACGAGGCACUUCCCAAGGCUAUUCUGUUUACAAACAAGGGAACAACAAGUGCCCUCAUUCGUGCUCUCGCGGUUGAUUUCUUGGGUGGAAUAAAGUUUGCACAGAUUCGGAACAAGGAGACUGAGGCCGUGGAGAAAUUUGGCGUCAAGCAGUUCCCUACGCUCAUCUUGCUACCUGGAGAUGGGAAGGAACCAAUUACCUACGACGGUGAGUUGAAGAAGAAACCAAUGGUGGAGUUUUUGAGCCAGGCAGCUGCACCGAAUCCGGAUCCCGCGCCUGCAAAGGCCAAAUCCAGGUCUGUGGAUAAUCGAGCUGAAAAACUCAAGCCGACUGAAUCCCCCGACCCCCAAGUCGUCCCUGAAGACGCCAAGGAAGCAAAGCCUGCCCAGGUUCUGGUUCAGGCUCCCGAUAUCGACACUCUUCCUACCGUAGAAGCCCUAGAGGCCGCCUGUCUUACUCCCAAAUCAGGGACAUGCAUCCUUGCUCUCCUGCCGGAACAGAAGGAAGCAGAUACUGAUUUCCCUGGCCCUGUGAAGGAAGCACUGAGAAGUCUCUCUGAGAUUGCGCACAAGCAUUCUCAGCGCAAGAGCAACUUAUUCCCCUUCUACAGCGUCCCUGCGAUAAAUACUGGGGCUCAGACGCUUCGCGACGGCUUGGGUCUACCGGCGGAUGAAAACGCUGUGAUCAUUGUCUUGAAUGGACGCCGGGGCUGGUGGAGCAGAUAUGAUCCCUCGAAGAGCGGGGAUUUCGGGAUCGCUCCGGUUGAGGCGUGGAUUGAUGCUAUCAGAUUGGGCGAAGGGUCUAAGGAGAAGCUGCCUGAUGGUAUUCUCGUUGUAAAGGGGGAGCCAGAGAAGGAACCUGAGGAGUCUGUCGAGGAGUCUGUUGAAGACGGGUCUGUCGAAGAGGAAUCUGCUGAGGAAUCUCCCAAGCAGGAAAAAGAGCACGAUGAGUUGUAAAUCGCGCAUGAAAAGUAACUAGUCUUGUACGUUGCAAAAUAAUCACAUAGGUACUGCAUAACGAUGAUAUUUCCAGA